Molecule: messenger RNA, 2628 nt
Organism: Colletotrichum graminicola M1.001
Lineage: Eukaryota; Fungi; Ascomycota; Sordariomycetes; Glomerellales; Glomerellaceae
Exons: 1
Coding region: 1-2628 (875 amino acids)
Biological process (GO): TORC2 signaling
Cellular component (GO): TORC2 complex
Source: RefSeq, a predicted model, not a curated record
AUGCAACCAGCACGACCCCCGCCCCGAGCGCCGGGCAGCUUUAGCCCUCUGCCGGAAUCUACGGCCUCCAACGUACCGCCGCCGCAACGUCCACGACCACCUGCCCGCGCCGAGUCGACAUCCAGCGAAGAGAGCCCCUCGAUCAAUUUCGUCAAGCCGCGAACCCACGCUCCCAGCGCCCCUACACAACCUUCCAGCACCCCGAUCUAUGCCCAGUUUACAUCCCAGCCCAACUCGAGCACCACAAGCCUGCAGAACUUUUCGCGCCCGACUGCUCAGCGAUCAGGGACCACGCCUGGAGGGCCAGCAGGUCACGCCUCGGCCGGAGGAAACGAUCUGAGCGUCAGCGUGAGCGCAGUCGCUGCUGCCCGCACGGCGAGUCCCUUGACAAAGGGGCAUUCGAGGAAGCACAGUCAGACCCCCGGUCUGUUCGACUCGACGCUGCCGUCGACGAGCACCUCGAAUCUGUCCCAGGUGGCCAUAUCACACCCGCCUGCCAGCUCAUCUUCCACACAACAGCAGCACCAGCACCAACUGCCGAGCCCCGCCCUUUCGGCGAGCCAUAUUGCGGCACAGGCGGCCUUCCAGCACCAGAACAGCCAAUAUAACCCGCAGCUGCAGCACGCCCGACAACGAUCGCAGACCGUUCCCAGCCCCAACGGAGACGGUGACGGCGCGAGGAGGGGGAGCAGCGGAAAGGGCCCACUCAGCCCUCCUGUCUUAAGCCUGACCGAGGCAAGCGGUCCACGAGAGAGCGGGUUUGGGAGCCAAGGAUACCACAACGGCCUUCUGGGAAGCCAUUCAGCCGCUGCGACAACAGCCGCGAACGCAGCGUUCCCGCGAUCGGGCCAGACUUCACCAGGAUUGUCACAAUCGCAGCAGCAGCAACAACUGCAACAGCAACCGCAGCCUCAACAGCAGCAACAACAGCAACAUAGUCCAGUUCAUCCUCCGCCACAGUUGAUCCUAGAUCAGAAGCUGGUAAAGCCAGAAAAGUCCAAGGUCAAGCUCUUCUCGCGCCCGGUCAAGAUCGGCACCAAGGCCGAUCCCAAAGAUAAACCACUCCCGAGCCCCAGCAAGAUCGGCAGUGCGCUUGCUUCGCUACAGCGGGGAAAUUUUAGCACGAGCAGUCUGGUUGAUACCAGCAGCCAGUCCAUCUACAACCUCAACAAUUCGUCUUCGGCCACCAUCCGCGCAGUUCCCGAAACACCCACCAUGGAAAAGGAGGGGAAGGAAAAGGAAAAGAAGCAUCAUUUUUUAUCACGCCAGAAGCAUAAACUCAAGGAUGAUUACCAUCUUCCGCUGUCUUCCGCAUCGAGCAACUCGAAACCAACAGACCCCAGCGCCCCCUCGAGUUUGUACAGUUUCAACUUACCCCCUAGCCCUGCCCCAACUGCAACGUCGUUUGGCAAGGCUCGGCGGGACAAAAAGACUGAAAAGGAGACCAGCAGCCUCAACGUCGAAUCGAGUUCGCUUCCCGCAGAGUGGCCAGGGCCAAGCAGCCUACCAACUUUGACGCAUCAGUCGUCGUAUCUCUCCGAACCAAUUGACGCAGGCAAGUACGGUCUCAACAGCAUGGCCCUCGACGAUGCCUGGCCGUAUUUGAAGGCGAAAAUGCUCGUCAUCUUUGAGGGCGAGGACUUGCGACAGCCAGUGGAGGAUUUUAACAAAUUGGUCACGCUGCACAUACAAUACUGCAUUCAGCGCAGGUCACCCAAUAUCAUCCUCGAGGACUUGCGCGAGCUCCUUGCGACCGGCUUUGCGUCUUUAGAUAUGACUCUCAGACGUACGCAAGAGGACAAGGUCAUCCCGGCUCUCGUCGAGAUGUGGCUCAUUACCUACACUUCCAUCCUGCCCUAUAUGCAGGCCGUCUUCCUACCUCUGGACCUUGAGUUCUCUGGCUGCGGCGUGCUCAUGAACCACGACCAAGCUCGCGACUUCUGGGGCGGCAUCAAGGCACCGUCUUCCGACAGCGCGCCCUAUGUCAGCCCCGCGUGCGCCGUCCUCGAUGUCCGCCGUAUUGUCCUUACAGCGUAUCGCGACAUUGUUAUCCUUCCCCGCUACGACUCACUCAAGGCUAUUUUCUCCCGACUAUCCCUCGAGUUCCUUCCGUCCUCGUUCGCCUCCCUAGCCCUCGCCUCACCACUGCCGGACCCGACGCUCUCCUCUAGCCCGGCAGACACUAUGUCUAUGAUGCGCCCCGGAACGGCCAUGAGCCUGGACCCGUCCGUUUCGAGCUACAAUUCUAACGCGACGACGCUCCUGGGCGACGGCAGCUCGGGGGGCGGCGGUGGAGGGCGCAGCCGCGGACUCAGCAACGUCAGCUAUGCCAGCGCCGGGAGCGACGGGCAACUGCGGCCGUUCACGCGCGAGCAGAAUGUCGAGGACUCUAAGCAGGUCACUGAGAUGGUCGGGCGUAUGCUACAAUGUAUGAGCAUUCUCGCCAGCAUCGGCGGCACUUCCGGCGACGGCAGCGACGAGGGCAACAAGCGGAUGGAGGAGCUAUGCCGGCUACUAAAGCUCAACUGGCUCGGCAGGGGCCGGACAGGGAGGAACCGGAGGGGUAUUGUUGGCGGCAGACGGCGGGAGAUUCCCGAAUCCAUCAGAGAAGGGCUGCGCGUUGUUUGA